Erythranthe guttata (spotted monkey flower) is the source of this 2490-nucleotide messenger RNA. RefSeq names its product protein FAR1-RELATED SEQUENCE 4-like. Gene Ontology annotation, molecular function: zinc ion binding. NCBI's taxonomy places the organism in Eukaryota, Viridiplantae, Streptophyta, Magnoliopsida, Lamiales, Phrymaceae. The record is from RefSeq and is a predicted model, not a curated record.
AUGGCCGUGUCUAAUACUAACCUACUGGGCACACAACUUCUAGCCAAAAUCAACCUUCACGUAAUGCAAUAUAGAGCCAACCUACUUGAGAAACUUACGUCCAGUUUCGUGCGUCACGUGUGCAAAGAAGGCUGCAAUCUCCCGCUUCGAGUCGUCAACGGAACCCACCGUGCCGAACUGCGUGUACGAGUUGACCGCCUCAAGAAACGCAGAGCGCAUGUAGAACCCCUUCCCGAUGCAGCUCCCGGCAGCCUGAUCGGAGAUCCCGUUAAAGAACGCGCACGUCAGUCACAAUAUUACCGACGGAGCUGCCGUUGCUGGCAGGUCCGGCAGAGCAUGCCUCUGCCGCAGAUGACUAGUUCUAUUGUGUUGUUGUUUAGAUAUGGUGAAUUUUGUUCGAUCACAGAUUUUACAAGAGGGAUGAGUUUUUCCUAUCUUGUGCAUUUUGUUUGUUCAAGAUGGAAUUCUUUAAGUGUUCAUAACCUGUCAUUAUCGUACUCUGUUCCUGAGAUUGGUGUUUUUUCAAUUAACGAUGAUGAAGAUGUAAAAGGGUUAUUUAUUAUUGUGGAACAAUGGUCGAUUCAGAGGAUUGAAAUUGUUGUGAAGCAAGUUCAUGCAUCUCUUGGUACGUCUGAUACUAGUUACAGCUCUAUGGUAUGUUCGUCGAGUGUCUUACCUGUUGCUGCAAUUGAAGAAGCAGUUAAUCCCCCAUGCAACACAUUACGUUCCAUUGCCCCCAGAAAGACUUUGCUUAGCUCACAUUGGAUAAAUCUGAUAACUGAUGUUGGACAAGUUUUCCGUGGGGGACGUUCAGAAUUUAGAAUAUGUUUGGCUAAGUUUGCGUAUGAGCUUGGGUUUGGAUUCGAUUUUAUCAAAAACGAUACGAAGAGAGUGACUGCAGUUUGUAAGCUUAGACAGGAGAAAAAUUGUUUGUGGAGAAUUCAUGCUACAAUUCAACCUUCAACCGAAUAUUGUAUUAUUCGCACAUAUGAGAAACAUCACACGUGUGAGUCGGCAUUUAGUGCUGUCAAGAAGGUUAAAAUGUGCGUUAAGCUCGUAGCUGAUUUAAUCGUGGAGGACAUUCGGAAUAAGCCGUUGUUGUGUGCUAAUGACGUUAUUCAUGACGCCAAAAAGAAUUAUGGGAUUGAUAUUGACUACAAUACAACAUGGAGAGCUAUGGAAUCUAGUCGGAGUUUUGUGUUUGGAGACGAUGGAAUAUCUUAUUCGUACCUGAAAGUGUAUUUUGAAGAAGCUGGGCGUUGCAAUCCAGACAGUGUGUUUCACCUGGAAGUUGAUGAGAAGCAUACCUCGUUUGAUCGUUGUUUCUUCAGUUUUGGUGCUUGUCUGUCCGGAUUUAAGUUUUGCUGUCCGAUUCUUUUUUUGGAUGGAACAUUUCUGAAGGGUAGAUACAAAGGUAUUCUUUUGAGCGCCAUGGCGAAAGAUGCAAGAAAUGGUCUUUAUCCAGUGGCAUUUGCCGUUGUGCGUGAGGAAAAUGAUUCAAACUGGAAUUAUUUCAUGGAACAUUUAAAAUGUUGCAUUAGCUCAGAUCGUGUUUUGACAUUCGUAUCCGAUCGGCAGCACGGUAUCUUGGAAGCUGUUAAAAAUAUUUUCCCUAAUUGUUACCAUGCAUUCUGCUUGUUGCAUUUAGAGAAUAAUUUGAGGUAUAAGUUGAGUGGAAUGAGCUCUAGUUAUAGAGAUGUUCUAGUUAGUCAGUUGAUAGCAUGCGCGUAUGCUCCGACUAAGGAAAUCUUUCAUGAGAAACUUCAGAAAUUCAAAAUUGAUGGUUCAUGGAAAGUUGUUGAUUUUUUGUCAGAUUUGCCUUUUAAAAAUUGGGCAAAUGCGUAUUUUGAGGGGCAUAGGUAUGGUGAGAUGUAUUCAAAUGCUGUGGAAUCAUGGAAUGGUACAAUAAAGAAAUUCCGACAUUUGCCGAUUACCCAUAUGAUUGACAACAUUAAGGGUUAUAUGAUGGAUAAAAUUUGCGAGAGGUCUGCAAAAGCGAGUGGUUGGACUACGAUGCUUUGUCCAAAGAUGGAAAAGAUUUUAAGCAGUUUUGUCGAAGAUGGGAGGACAUGGACUAUUAGAAAAUCAAAUCAAUUUGUCUUUGAAGUGCAUUCAGACUCUCAUGAGAUUGUGGAUUUGUUUGCUAGAACGUGCACAUGUCGGAAUUGGCAGCUUAAAGGAUUCCCUUGUUGUCAUGUGGCUGUGGUUCUCAAGAAUAUCCCCGUUGGUGAAAGAUAUGGGUACAUUGACCCCUUGUUUUAUGCCUGCAAUUUUCGAUCUACGUAUUCUUUUUCUAUUUACCCAUUUAUGGUGGACUUUACAAAAGUUGAGCAGCCACCUGUUGGACCUCCAGUUUGCCAGACAAGACGUGGAAGACCAAAAAAGAAUAGGAUUCCAUCUCGUGGUGAAAAUAUCAAGAAGAAGAUCAAGUGUGGAAGAUGCAAAGAGAUUGGUCAUCACAACAAGAAGACUUGCAACAAAGCUAUUUGA